Messenger RNA from Suillus fuscotomentosus, 2030 nucleotides. Its product is annotated as laccase. Gene Ontology annotation, molecular function: copper ion binding; oxidoreductase activity. The record is from RefSeq and is a predicted model, not a curated record. Lineage: Eukaryota; Fungi; Basidiomycota; Agaricomycetes; Boletales; Suillaceae. The transcript has 12 exons. Bases 233 to 1894 code for a protein of 553 amino acids.
UUUUGGAUCGUGUCUUAGUCAUGGUGUCGUGGAGAAGUACACCGUCGACAUGUGGAUAACAGGGGUACUGAGGAACCGUCUUCGGCGUCAUCACACACCGAUACAAUCGAGAGGUACCAAUUACUUCGAAUGAGAACGAAGGCUAUCUGCUGCUGCAAGAUAAAAGCUGCGAGGACAUUACAAUAUUUUCUUACCACUACUCUUGCGAGCGAUAGCAUCGCUACCUAUUACGAUGUUUAUUCUGUUUCUAGUCGUUUCUCUCAUCUCAUCGAUUAAUGCUACAUCCAUAGUAUCUCGCUCACAGUCCUACCCACUAUCUCAGCCCGCUGCACAUGGUCCCACAACUCAACUGACCAUAAGCAAUAAAGUCAUCAGUCCCGAUGGCUUCCACCGCUCAGCAAUUGUCGUCAAUGGCGAAUCUCCUGGACAUUUGAUCACAGGCCAGAAGGGUGAUAUGUUUAAUAUUGAGGUGGUCAACCAACUCAGCGAGAAAUCGAUGCUCCUGCUCACCGGUGUCCACUGGCAUGGCAUCGACCAGUAUAAAACGAACUAUUACGAUGGGGCGUCCGGCAUCACACAAUGCCCCAUUACGCCAAACCACUCAUUUACUUAUUCUUUCUCCGCCCAGAACCAGGCGGGCACUUUUUGGUACCACAGUCAUCAUUCUGUUCAAUAUUGCGAUGGUCUCAGGGGACCCCUGAUAAUCUAUGACCCUGAAGACCCUUCGGCGCACAUGUACGAUGUCGACGAUGCAAGUACCGUGAUCACGCUUACCGACUGGUAUCAUCCUGUGGCCCACAAAUUGCUCCACACUAUACCUGCCGCCAAUUCUACGCUCAUCAAUGGACUCGGUCGUUAUGCUGGCGGACCCCAGUCUGAUCUUGCUGUGAUCAAUGUCACGCGGGGAAAGCGAUAUCGCUUCCGCCUGAUUCAAAUGUCAUGCGAAGCUAACAUUAAAUUCUCCAUCGAUGGCCACAACUUAACUAUCAUCGAAGCAGAUGGAGAGCUGACGGAACCUCUGGUGGUAGAUCAACUCCAGAUUCUUGCGGGUCAGCGUUACUCCGUGGUUCUAGAAGCCAAUCAGUCAGUGGAUAACUACUGGAUACGCGGUAUUCCUAACAUCAAUCAAACCUACAACGGCUCUGCUAUCCUACGCUACCACGGUGCCCCAAAGGCCGAACCGACCACGCUCGAUACUCCAUCCACGAAGCCAUUGAAAGAGACCGAUUUGCGUGCUCUGAACAGUUCAGGGUAUGGGAACCCAGAUUACAAUAUUGCCCUCGAGGUUUCCUUCAAAAAUAUAACAAACAAAUUCCAUUUCUAUGUCAAUGAAACCGAAUUCAAAGCCCCUGAAAAUCCUGUUCUGUCCCAAAUUCUUGAAGGAACAGACCCUUCUCAGCUGCACCCAAAGGGGAGUGUGCAUGUCCUCGAGGCCAAUAAAGUGGUAGAGUUGACGAUGAUAAUGAUAGACGCUCCAGGUGGACCUCAUCCCAUGCACCUUCAUGGGCAUCCAUUUGAUGUCGUACAGAGCGCAGGCAACAGUACCUUCAAUUAUGUGAACCCCGUUCGCCGCGAUGUGGUCGGCGUUGGGUGCGAGAAUGGGGCCGGCGCUGAGUGCAAGGACAAUGAGAAACAAGUGGUGAUCCGAUGGGUCACUGACAAUUCUGGCCCCUGGUCAUUGCAUUGGUAUGACAUCAAUUCUAUCAAGUUGUCAAGAACGGUGCUGACUCUGAACAACAGUCACAUUGACUUCCACAUUGAUGAAGGUUUUGCCGUGGUGAUGGCGGAAAGCCCCAAGGAUACUCGCGCACAUGUGAGCCCCGUGCCAAAGGAAUGGGGACGCUUAUGUCCAAUCUAUGAGGAAUACAAGAGGACCCACCCUGACGAGAUCUGAGGGAGAUUCAGAUCUUGAUUGAACAACCCCCAACUGUCACGUUAGUGGAAGGAGCACUUUCAUUCUACUCAAUAACGAUGUUAUUUGACCAUUUUAUUUCGUGCAUGAGAUGUUAGACAACAAAUAAAUCAGGCAC